AUGUCGGCGUUUAACGGGAAAUCCCCGUACGCCCCCGACUACGCCUCCUACAACUGGAUCGGUGCUCCCGCCAAUUAUGACCUCUCCACCAACACCGACUUGGGCGGUGAUUCCCGCACCGAAAAUGUCAACAAAUGGUUCCAGUCCGGCGACCAGGCCUAUAUCAUCGUCUCUUCCGCAAUGGUCAUGGUCAUGAUCCCUGGCCUAGGUUUCCUGUACUCUGGUCUCGCUCGUCGCAAGUCCGCUCUUAGCAUGAUCUGGGCCUGUAUGGCUUCGUUCUCGGUUGUCACUUUUCAAUGGUAUUUCUGGGGCUACUCGCUUGCUUUUUCCACCACCGCGACAAACGGCUACAUCGGCAAUCUACGCAACUUCGGCCUCAUGAAAACCCUUGCUGAUCCCAGUCCCGGCUCACCCUUGAUCCCUGGCCUCCUUUUCGCCUUUUAUGAAAUGCAAUUCCUAGGUGUCACUGCUGCUAUCGUCAUGGGUGCCGUCGCUGAGCGCGGUCGCCUGCUUCCCGCCAUGGUCUUCACUUUCAUUUGGGCUACGAUCGUCUAUUGUCCGCUCGCCUGCUGGGCUUGGAACUCCAACGGCUGGGCCUAUAAAUAUGGCGUUAUGGACUAUGCCGGUGGUGGUCCCGUCGAAAUUGGAUCCGGUUUCACUGCUCUGGCAUACUCGAUGGUCCUGGGUCGCCGUCAAGAACGCAUGAUGCUCAACUUCCGCCCACACAACGUCUCUCUCAUCCUCCUCGGUACCGUCUUCCUCUGGUUCGGCUGGCUAGGCUUCAACGGCGGCUCUGCCUUUGGUGCCAACCUUCGCGCUACUAUGGCUUCCUGGAACACGAACUUGACUGCCGCCUUCGCCGCUAUUACUUGGGUUCUGCUUGAUUGGCGCCUCGCCAGAAAGUGGUCGAUGGUCGGCUGGAUUUAUCUCCCCUGGGCCAGUGUCAUUCUGGGUGUCGUCACUGGCAUCGUGUGCAAUUACGCAACCAAGAUCAAGUACUGGAUUCGCAUCGAUGACUCCAUGGAUGUUCUGGCUGAGCACGGUAUCGCCGGUAUUGUCGGACUCAUCUUUAACGCGUUCUUCGGCGACGACGCUAUUGUCGGCUUGGAUGGUGUCAACACAGGCGCCGGCACUGGUGGCUGGGUCAUCCACAACUACAAGCAACUUUAUAUUCAAAUCGCCUAUAUUGUCGCAACUGCCGCUUACUCCUUCGUCAUGUCUGCCAUCAUCGCUUAUACCAUCAACGCCAUCCCUGGCCUGAACCUACGUGCUUCGGAAGAGGCAGAGCUCCUCGGCAUGGACGACGACCAGCUCGGCGAGUUCGCCUAUGACUAUGUUGAGGUUCGCCGUGACUACCUUGCUUGGACCCCCCAGGCCAAGGAUCAAUACGAGGACGGUCACCACAUCCCCGCUAAUGAGCGUUACGGUAUCGGCGAGCACUCGGAGAUGAUGCUUGAGGGCCAACCGCCCAUUAUGGGCAUGAACAUGAACAUGGGCGAGAUCAGCCAGAGCUCUCGCGGUGGCAGUGAGGGAGACAUGGCGAUUCAAGAAAUCAAGAUGGCGCAAGCCCCUCGACAAGUCGCCGAGUCGCACCCUCCUGACACGCAGAUUCGUGCGCCCAGUCCGACCGCGACACCCGUUGUCUUGCGACCUGUUGAUGAAAAGGAUGUCUAA
This is a messenger RNA of Penicillium cosmopolitanum, 1674 nucleotides long. RefSeq names its product ammonium transporter. Gene Ontology annotation, biological process: ammonium transmembrane transport. Gene Ontology annotation, molecular function: ammonium channel activity. Gene Ontology annotation, cellular component: plasma membrane. Bases 1 to 1674 code for a protein of 557 amino acids. Lineage: Eukaryota; Fungi; Ascomycota; Eurotiomycetes; Eurotiales; Aspergillaceae. The transcript has 4 exons. The record is from RefSeq and is a predicted model, not a curated record.